This is a messenger RNA of Symbiodinium necroappetens, 325 nucleotides long. The record is from the annotation of a GenBank genome assembly. Lineage: Eukaryota; Dinophyceae; Suessiales; Symbiodiniaceae.
AUGGACAUUUGGACGAAAAACCUCAGCAAAGACUUCGAGCGGACAGAGCCCUACGUCCCGGAGCUACUCAGUGUGAGACCGAAAGUCUUGCGGAUCAGCAACAUGUUCACGCACAAGGAGUGUGCUUUGCUGCGUUGGCUCAUGCUGGAGGCGCUUAUCUACUUCGGUGACAGCUCCGAGAUGGUCACAACACGGCCAGGAUCUGUCAACUCCUCUUCUGGCUUUGGAAACUUGGGCAAGAGGCCACUGAUGCGAAUGCAAGAUCCAGAUCAGCUGUCUUUCUAUUUUCAGGAGCCCCCAGACUUUAUGAUCGCGAUGAUGCAGA